AACCCCAUUUUUAUACCUCCUCAUCAACUUGAUGGAUCAGUCAAAAAACCAGAGCUUAAUUCUUGGUGUGAACAUAAAACUAAAAUAAAAAUCGUUUUAUCCAUUUUUAUUAAAAUAGUAAAAUAAAAGGCGAUGAAGGUGUUUUAAUUUUUGUUCUUGCAAGAAAUAAAAGAGGCUGAACUAUUUCAAUGGCGGCUGUUCAAAUUUGAAUUCUCCAUCACCAUAUAAAAACCAUCCCAACUUGGAAAAUAAAAGAAGAAAAGUGUUCUUCAAAAACAAGAAAAGGAAAACGACGACUCGGGUUUCUUAAUUGUUUGUUUGAGAUAAAUAUUUACAUGUUAUGUGCUUGUUGAACUCGAAGGUGGCGAAUCAAAGGUCAGAACAAGAGGCGUACAUCAGGUACCCUGCAAAUAGCGGCGAUGGUGAUGAUAAUAAUACUACAAGUAAUAAUCAAGAACAAUUUUCACAAUCAUAUUUCUUGAAUCAGCAGCGACAGCCACAAAUGUUUCCUGGUUAUGGAAGUACGAGGGAGAUGUCUGCCAUGGUUUCGGCUCUUACUCAUGUCGUUUCGGGACCGCAACGAGGUGGUGAGUGGGGUUAUGGGCUUGAUUCUUCUACUAGCUUUGCUUCUUCUUCUUCUUCUCCUUUAUCAGCUUAUUCGACCUCUGGUUCUGGUUAUUGGGCUGGACAAAAAAGAGGGCGUGAAGAAGAUGAAGUUGGAGCUGCUCAAUUGAUCGAGUCUGUGCCGAGGGUUUAUAGAGGGUUCGGUGAUUUUACGAUUUCUCAAGCUGACUCUUCUUCUUCUGGUGCAACUCAAGAAGGAACAGCAAUAGCAACUCCUUCGACCGUCACAACAACAACUGCAUCAUCAGCAGAAACAGUAACACACGAAGAAACAGGCGGCGGCGGCGAGCGGAGAAGAAGAUACAGAGGAGUAAGACAAAGACCGUGGGGUAAAUGGGCGGCAGAAAUACGCGAUCCGCAUAAAGCAGCACGAGUUUGGCUCGGAACAUUCGACACAGCUGAAGCAGCUGCACGUGCAUACGAUGAAGCAGCUUUACGAUUCAGAGGAAACAGAGCCAAGCUUAACUUCCCAGAAAAUGUCGGAUUAUUACCUAAUCUGAUGCACCAACCAACCGUUAAUCCCGUUUCCCAAGUCCGUCAGCCGCUCCGCCGGCCGCAACAGCAAAUGCAACCCCCGCAACAGCAACAACCAUUACUGUUACAUCCGCAAACUGGUAAUAUAAUGCGAGAUUACUGGGAGUAUUCGCAGUUAUUACAGAGCAGUGGAGAAUUUCAUGGAGUUCAUCAACCUUCGAAUUUGCUUGAGCAAAUGUUUUAUAAUCAGCAAUUGGCUUCUUUACAACCAAAUCUUUCAUCAUCAUCGUCGACAUUAUUAUCAUCAACUUCAGGGUCUUCCUCCUCUGCGUCGUCGUUUCCCCUGCUUUUGGCUGGUCAACAAUUGGGUUAUUUUCGACCACCUCAACAUCAAAAUCAGGACCCCAACCAGAAUCAGUACCAGCGUACUGGGUCUGAUUUUCCAGGGCCACCGUGGUCAGAUUCUACUCAUUACCCUUCAUCUAGUAGUUAAUAAUCUUUGAUUAAUUCCUACAUUUUGUUAUACUCCUUUUUGUUUUUUUUGUUUUUUGUAAUACCCACAAUUAUACAAUUUUUUCUUGUUACUA
Mercurialis annua (annual mercury) is the source of this 1685-nucleotide messenger RNA. RefSeq names its product ethylene-responsive transcription factor ABR1-like. The transcript is spliced from 2 exons. Gene Ontology annotation, biological process: regulation of DNA-templated transcription; ethylene-activated signaling pathway. The record is from RefSeq and is a predicted model, not a curated record. NCBI's taxonomy places the organism in Eukaryota, Viridiplantae, Streptophyta, Magnoliopsida, Malpighiales, Euphorbiaceae. Gene Ontology annotation, molecular function: DNA-binding transcription factor activity; DNA binding. The coding region runs from base 341 to 1591 and encodes 416 amino acids.